AUGGCGGAGCCGGCGUUUCGAGGCACGCUGCUUUUGCUGCAGAACUGCACCCGCCGUGACCCGGAGGCGUACCGCGACGAGUUUAUCUCGCAGCUCGACCACUUCAAGGCCCUCAGCCAAACCAUCAUGACGCAGAAGACGCCCAACCCGCAGUACGUCGCGGUGCUGAACUACGUGUGCCACGUGGGCCACUGCUACCCCGCAGAGUGCGCGGAGGUGGCGGAGGUGGUGCUGCGGCUGCUGCGGGAGUACAAGGGGGCCGCCAUGGCGCCCGAGUUGCGGCUGGCCCUCGUCAAGUCCCUCGCACUCCUGCGAUCUAAAAACAUCGUCUCCGCUGAGCACUCGUUUCCGCUGUUUUUCCAGCUUCUGCAAGAGCGUGAGAAGAACCUCCGCCGGCUCAUCCUCUCCCACAUUGUGAGCGACGUACGCAAGGUGAAUAUGCCUGGCGCCAAGAACGGGGCCCAGGUGAACAAGAUGGCGCAAAACUUUCUCUUUUCCGUCAUGGCGGAAGAUGACCCGGUGCAGGCGCGCUGCGCAGAGAUGGUGAUGAUCGACUUGUACCGCCGCCGGGUCUGGGCAAACGAGCGGACGGUGGAGGUGCUGACGCAAGCCUGUUUCACGCGGCACACUCCCAUCCUUCGCACCGCCCUUCGCUUCUUCCUGCUGCAGAUGCCGAAGAUCACUUCCCUCGACGACGCCGGCGAUGAGAGCGACGGUGAGGCGGCGGACCCCGGGCGUGAGAUCUCCCGCAUGAAGCAGAAACUGAAGAUUGUCAAGAAGACGGGCAAGCGAGAGCGCAUUCUCAAGCGAGACGUGAACACGAUAAAGCGGAAGUACAACAAGGAGGAGAAGGCGGAGGAGGUGCUGGCAAAGCAACACGUAGACCCCAUACGACUUCUUCGCAAUCCACACCAGUUUGUGGAACGUCUGCUUGCACGCCUGCAAAAGACCACGGAGCGCUUUGAGGUUCGAAUUCUCUACCUGAACGUUAUUGCCCGCGUCAUCUCGGAGCAUGAGGUGGUGCAUCUCCCACUCUACGGUUUUCUUGAGCGUUACAUGGAGCCUUCGCAGCUGCACGUCACCCAGCUUUUGGCGCUCUCCGUCACCUGCGUCCACCGCCUGGUGCCGCCCGACGCCCUUGAGCCGCUUGUGAAGGCCAUUGCCAAUCAUUUUGUCUCGGAUCGCUCCUCGCCCGAUGCGAUCACCAUCGGUCUCAACACCAUUCGUGAGAUCUGUAAGCGACAGCCGUUAGCGAUGAAUGAGGACCUGCUGAAGGACUUGACGGAGUACAAGUCACAGCGGGGCGACCGCGGCGUCAUGAUGGCGGCACGUGCACUCAUUCAACUUUAUCGUGACGUGUACCCCGCGCUGUUACCCGCGAAGCUGCGUGGUGGCCGCGGGGCCGCGGCAACGGAGGAGCAUCAAAGACCGGUGUACGGCAAGGAGCCCGUUUACACCGACGUCCCCGGGCUUGAGCUGCUCUACUCCGCCAUGGAGGAGGAGGAGGAGGAUGAGCACUCCGCGUGCUGCAGCUCUGACGACAGCGACGACAGCAGCGGCACGUGGAUGACGGACAGCAGCGACUGUGACCCGGACGACGUGGAGGGAAGCUUCGUCGAUGCCUCGGACUGCGAUGACAGCGACGCCGGAGACGAGGCUUGCCCACAACUUGUGCUGCUGGAGGAAGCGGCGGCGGAGCCGCCUUUGAAGCCCUCCAGGGCCGAGGAAGACGCGACGAGCGACGUCUUGAGCCUUGGCAGUGCGGAGGAGGCGGGCCAGCGACGCCGCAGCCCGUGUCUGGGCCCCACGGUGUCACUUGACCAUGCCCCUCGCAAGCGGUGUCGUGCGGAGAGGGAUGCCGCGGACACGGAGGAGGCGGAGGAGGAAGAAGGCGAGGAAGAGGAGACAGAGGAAGAGGAGGUGGAGGAGGGCGAGGAGGAAGAGGAGGAGGAGGAGGAGGAAGAGGGCGAGGAGGAGGAGGAGGGGUGGUUCGAGGACACUGCGAUGCACUCCGCGCGGCACGCGCAGCGUGUGCCGUCGGCCUCCUCGCGGCGGGCGUCUGUGUCGUCGACGGCAGCGUCCAAAGUCCCAGCGGCCGCCGAGCGCAUUCUCAGCGACGCGGACUUCGAGCGCAUACGUCGGCUGCAGGCGCAGAAUGGCAGUCACCGUUCACUGCGCGGAAAGCUGCGGGAGCACGAGGCACGGGCGAAGAAGCGGCACGAACUCAUUCAUGGGGUCUCGGCGGACCUCUCCUCGCACGACAUUGAGCACUUUACGCAGAAGCGGAGGGAGGAGGACCGAGAGGAGAAAAUCGCACGCGCGCAGGAGGCACGGCGCGCCUCCUCCAAGUUCGAGGCCCGCAAGAAGAAGAAGAGCAAGCUCAACUCCACGCACGCAGAACACGCAAAGCGAGGAAAGCUGUUUAACAUGACAAAGCGGUCACGGCGCGUGGGGGCGAAACUGAAGCAGUCCACCACCGAGCGGUCAAACCGCGGCAAGGAGAACAAGAAGAAGGACGUCAAAUUCCGCAUCCGUCGCGGGUGGAAGGCGUGA
Trypanosoma conorhini is the source of this 2553-nucleotide messenger RNA. Its product is annotated as protein SDA1. The transcript has a single exon. The record is from RefSeq and is a predicted model, not a curated record. Gene Ontology annotation, cellular component: nucleolus. The coding region runs from base 1 to 2553 and encodes 850 amino acids. Gene Ontology annotation, biological process: ribosomal large subunit export from nucleus; ribosomal large subunit biogenesis. NCBI's taxonomy places the organism in Eukaryota, Euglenozoa, Kinetoplastea, Trypanosomatida, Trypanosomatidae.